AUGGCGAGCAAUCACAGAGCGGCCCUUCUCUACCAUAGAGAGCGAGCACAGAGCGCCCUACCAUACCCAGGACCAUGGAGAGCGAGCACAGAGUGGUGCCUUGACACUGUAGAGAGCGAGCGCAGAGCGCCGCGCCAGAGCCAGGACAUGGAGAGCGAGCGCAGAGCGGUGCCCCUGUACCAUAGAGAGCGAGCGCAGAGCGCCGCGCCAGAGCCAGGACAUGGAGAGCGAGUGCAGAGCGGUGCCUCAAGAGCGAGCCCAGGGCGGCCUUUCAGAGCCGGGAUCACGAAGAGCGAGCACAGAGCAGCGCCUGUCUCCAUAGAGAGCGAGUGCAGAGCAUGUCAGCAGUGUCUGGUCAGGGACCAGGGCCCCAUUGUGCUAGGCGCUGCACAGACACUGGACGAAGACACAGGUCCCGUUGCCCUAGGCGCUGCACAGACACAGGGCAAAGACACAGGUCCCAUUGCGCUAGGCGCUGCACAGACAGUGGACGAAGACACAGGUCCCAUUGCGCUAGGCACUGCACAAACACAGGGCAAAGACACGAGCCCCAUUGCGCUAGGCGCUGCACAGACACUGGACGAAGACACAGGUCCCAUUGUGCUAGGCGCUGCACAGACACAGGGCAAAGACACAGGUCCCGUUGCGCUAGGCGCUGCACAGACACAGGGCAAAGACACGCGCCCCAUUGCCCUAGGCGCUGCACAAACACAGGGGAAAGACACGAGCCCCAUUGCGCUAGGCACUGCACAGACACAGGGCAAAGACACGAGCCCCAUUGCCCUAGGCGCUGCACAAACACAGGGCAAAGACACGAGCCCCAUUGCGCUAGGCACUGCACAGACACAGGGCAAAGACACGCGCCCCAUUGCCCUAGGCGCUGCACAAACACAGGGCAAAGACACGAGCCCCAUUGCGCUAGGCGCUGCACAGACACAGGGCAAAGACACGAGCCCCAUUGCCCUAGGCGCUGCACAAACACAGGGCAAAGACACGAGCCCCAUUGCGCUAGGCACUGCACAGACACAGGGCAAAGACACGAGCCCCAUUGCCCUAGGCGCUGCACAGACACUGGACGAAGACACAGGUCCCAUUGCGCUAGGUGUUGCACAGACACAGAGGGAAGACACAGGUUCCGUUGUGCUGUGUGUGGCCCUAACACGGCAGCCAGACUAGUGGGAAUCAGGAUGAUAGAGGGAUGUAAUAGAAACAUGGGGUGAGUCAGUGGAAGGAAAUAGUGAGGCAUAAGAAGCAGCUGUCCCAACUCACUAGCAGCCAAGCCGGUGACCCCUUUGUCUGUAGCACCAACUGCAGAAAAGAGUUUGAAUGAGGAGGCCUUGUGCAAGUGAUGGGGUGCUAAGCUAGGCUUUAUAAUGGAAGCUAGUUGCUAUCAUAUUUAUGCUAAGUGCAUGCAGAGAAUCUUUCUCCUCUCCCAGCCAUCCUUGAUAGGUGAGACAUACUGGGUCUCUGACUCCUGCAGAGUGAGACCCCAUUUUCAUGGGUUUCCUUCUCCGCCCUAGCACUCCAACAUCCCCAAAUCUGUUUACUCAUCGUCACUGCCUGCUCUUUCAGAUUAAGUAGCUGCUUGGCUUCCCAAGCUGGCCUCAAGCAGAUGUGAUGCAGCACUGGCCAGUGGCUGCUUGUGUCCAGGGGGAGAGAUGGCUGUGGAACCCAAAGCAUCUCUUCUUUGUUUUGGAGAAAGUAAUCAGAGACUAAUAUGGUGGGGUCAGCAGUUUGUCUGAAACACCCACCCAAUUAGCAAAUGUUGGUCCAACUGGGCAUUGUUAAGUGGGUUCUGCUGAUUCCCUGAGACAGGGGGACUCAUUAACCCACAGAGAUAUAAAGUGGAAGGGUGUGGCUCUGUUAACCCCCCCCCAAAUAUUUUCCCUCCCUUCUCUUCAGUCAGCCAGCCUCAUACUCCCCUUCUCUGCCCCCACAUUCCCUCAGCCUCACAGUCUCCCUCUAAACUCAUCCCAGACACUUCCAUUCUCUCCCUGUUCAAUCCAUAUGACACAUGUGAGAAAGACAAGGUGGGUGAGGCAAUAUCUUUGUGAAAAGUGUUCUCCCAUGAGUGAUAGGGUGUUUGUGUCUUUUAUCACUUUUCAGUGUGAGUUAAUUCAAGGGUAUACUAUCUGAGUGAAACCAGACAAUCACUACGCUCACCAAUGAACUCACACAGAAAAUAGUUCUUUAUUAUAAAAUAUUUUAAUGAAUUGAGCAGUUGUUGUUGUGUCUUUAGUGCUGAACAGCGGCAACACCUGAAUUAAAGCAUUCCUACAGAUCUGCAUGAUCAGAUGCUGUUUUGCCUGCAAUGAAGUUUCUUUAUGGCCUAGAAUUCCUGAAUAAUUUGCUGCUGCCUGCCUUUCCAUAAGGAAACUUAUAUGGUCAGUAAUCCUGACACAACCAACUCAUAUACCAAACAUUCCAUGGACAUCAGAUUCUCUCUCAAGACAUUAAGGCCCUGUCUUCACUAAGGAAAAAAGUUAAGUUUUUACUACAUGCUAGCUAACACAUGGUAAUUGACACACGGAAAAAUCCUAGAGAAUUCAAGCCAGUGGUAGGUUUUGUGGUUUGCUUGUUUUACUAAUUAUUUAGGAAAUGUUAACAGAUUUUAAAGUAAACUUUUAUUUAGAGAAACAUUA
This is a messenger RNA of Chelonia mydas (Green sea turtle), 2642 nucleotides long. RefSeq names its product cell wall adhesin EAP1-like. Lineage: Eukaryota; Metazoa; Chordata; Testudines; Cheloniidae. The coding region runs from base 1 to 1176 and encodes 391 amino acids. The transcript is spliced from 3 exons. The record is from RefSeq and is a predicted model, not a curated record.